GGUAGUUUGACUUUACAAUCUUUCUUGAUUUUUAACUUCCUAACAAAUGACUCUUAAAUAUCUUCUUACUGGUGUUACUGGCGGUUUGGGGAAAGAAGUGCUUUCUUAUUUUGUUACCAAUGUCCCUGCAUCUGAAUAUGCUGUUGCAUCUUCCAAUGAAUCCAAUCGACAAAAGUAUGAAGACAAAGGCUUUGCUUUUCGACAUGUCAACUAUGAUGACCCACAAACUUUAGAAAAAGCCUUUGAAGGUGUUGAAAAUUUGUUCUUUGUCAGUACAAAUGUCUUUGACAAUAAACGUCGCGCUGUGCAACAUCAAAACUUUGUCGAUGCCGCCAAAAAGGCCAAUGUGAAACAUGUCUGGUAUACGUCUCUUGCAUUUGGAGGACUCGAAUCUCAAUCGAAGGUUGCAAUCCAACAAGUCCAUUAUGAAACAGAAGAAAUGCUCCAAACUUCUGGACUUAAUUUCACAUCCAUCCGUGAAGGUGUCUAUGUAGAUGCAUUCCCACUCUUCUUGAAUUGGUAUCCGGAUACAGAAACUGUUUACCUUCCUAGUAACGGAAGCAUGGCCCUUACAUCACGUAAGGAACUAGGUGAAGCAAAUGCAAAAUUAAUGAUCGCUGGUGGAUAUGACAAACAAAUUGUUCUUUUGACCACACAAGAAAGUGUUACUUUUUCCGACAUGAUUGAUGAAAUCAACAACACAACUGGUAGAUCUAUCAAAUUGGAAUUGGUUUCCCCUGAAGACUAUGUUCGAUUGAACUCUACAAAUGAUCAAGGUGGUAAACCUGCCCAGUUUUUUGAGACACUUGUAUCAUGGUAUGAUGGUAUUGCAAAAGGCGAAGCUAGUACAACCCAUCCUCUCAUGAAGAACGUCCUUGGUAGGGAACCUAUUACUCCAAGACAAGCAAUUCGAUCCUUCUUGACUGAAAAUCCAAAUUAUACAUGGCAUCAAAACUAUUUUAAUUAAAUCAAAUAAACUGUAGAUAUUCAACAUUC
Molecule: messenger RNA, 996 nt
Organism: Halteromyces radiatus
Lineage: Eukaryota; Fungi; Mucoromycota; Mucoromycetes; Mucorales; Cunninghamellaceae
Exons: 3
Coding region: 47-967 (306 amino acids)
Source: RefSeq, a predicted model, not a curated record